This is a messenger RNA of Cladophialophora immunda, 2415 nucleotides long. RefSeq lists its product as uncharacterized. Gene Ontology annotation, molecular function: mRNA binding; protein binding. The transcript has 2 exons. NCBI's taxonomy places the organism in Eukaryota, Fungi, Ascomycota, Eurotiomycetes, Chaetothyriales, Herpotrichiellaceae. Gene Ontology annotation, biological process: mRNA splicing, via spliceosome. Gene Ontology annotation, cellular component: catalytic step 2 spliceosome. The record is from RefSeq and is a predicted model, not a curated record. Bases 63 to 1787 code for a protein of 574 amino acids.
CUCGACAAGAAGCUCGCUUUUGCUUCACUCUGAUUAUAGGCCUUGGAGGCCCUUCGGUCAAGAUGUCCGCCCUUCUAGGAUCAGCAUAUGACUCGAGCGACGACGAAAGGAGUCCUGCGGAGCGCCCUCCUCCUUCCAAAGAGGCAGCAGUGAACGCGGCUCCAGACGUCUCGACAGAGGAUGUGUCGCAAAUGCAAGUCAUGUUGGCGAACCCUUCUAGCAACGCCCUCACCUAUAAUGUCACUUACGACAAUCUUGCCCGCCCCUCCCAGGGACCCUCGAAUCCCUUCAAGUCGACGGCUGGCAACGCCCUGAAGCGCAAGAACGUGCUCACCGGAAACGCAGAGGAGACGUCCAUGUCGGAAGCCGCCUUCAAGACGCAACACAGGACGUAUCAGAGUCUCGGCUACACCAAGGAUCCCACGAUGAACGGGGCUUUUGUGGGCAAUCAGUCCGCUGUUGCGAAAUAUGGCGGAAAGGAUAUUGUCCAGUUGCGCUACUCCAAGGAAGAAAGUGCCGCGAUCCGAGCCAAGAGGCAGAAGAAAGGGGACAGCAAGAUAGUCGACGGAGAAGGCGCAUACCUCGGACCCUGGGCAAAAUAUCAAAGUGACGACGUGGCCUACGAACAAGCCGAAGCCGCGGCGGAUCAAGAACUUGGCUCUGACGAGGAAUGGGUGGAGGAAGGUAUUGUUCCCACACCGCUCCCUGCGCCACCGAAGGAGGCCACUGGCUACGCAGACGAUUUGAAUGGCGCAGAGACGACCGAGUUCCAUGGCGAUUCAGAAUUCGACUACCAAGGACGGACGUACAUGCACGUGCCUCAGGAUCUGGAUAUCGACCUGCGCAAGGAACCGGGUUCGAUACAAAAUUACGUGCCGAAGAAGCUCAUACAUGUCUACAAGUACCACACGAAACCAAUCACGUCCCUGCGGUUCAUCCCCAGAUCAUCGCACCUCCUCUUAUCCUCCUCGGCGGACGCUAAACUUGCACUGUGGGACGCUCAUCACGACCGGACCCUGCUCCGCACAUUUUCGGGUCACAGCAAGGCGAUUACAGACACCGAUUUCCACCCCACAGGGCGAUCGUUUUUGUCGGCGUCGUAUGACCGCCAGAUGAAGCUUUGGGACACCGAGACCGGAAAAUGCAUAUCUCGGUUCACGACCGGUAAAACGCCACAUACACUGCGUUUCCAUCCGGAAGGCAACGAGUUCAUCGCCGGCAUGGCGGACAAGAAGAUUGUCCAAUUUGACGUGCGGUCUGGUGAACUGACGCAAGAAUACGACCACCAUCUCGGCCCCAUCAACACCCUCACAUUUGUCGACGAGGGACGGAGGUUCAUCUCGACUUCCGACGACAAAUCCCUCCGCGCUUGGGAGUAUGGUAUUCCAGUUCCCAUCAAGUUCAUAGCGGAUCCGUCCAUGUACGCACUUGUGCGAGCCGCGCCUCAUCCUUCUGGAAAGUACGUCGCGUUCCAAUCUGCCGACAACCAGAUUGUUGUGUAUGCCGCGGGCGACAAAUUCCGACAGAACCGCAAGAAGGGGUUCAGAGGAAUGAACACCAGCGGCUAUGCGAUUGAUGUGGCCAUAUCCCCGGACGGCGGAAUCGUCUCAAGUGGUGAUUCUGGCGGGUUUGUGUGCUUUUGGGACUGGAAAACGGGAAAGAUGUGGCACAAGAUUCAAGCCGGAGGGGAAGGUAUGGGUGCGGUCACAUGCGUGGCGUGGCAUCAGCAGGAGAGUAGUAAAGUUGCGACGGGCGGACUGGAUGGAAUGAUCAGAUAUUGGGACUGAAGGACCAGGAGAGCCCGGGCGAGCCAUUUCGGCGGCCCCCAAAGACCUCGCCUGGGUGGUGGAAACACCAAUCAGGCACCACAUAACUCGAAUUUUGGCACCCUCUGCAGUGCAUGGGCUUAUGUCUAAAGCGAUCUGCAAUGCUUGAGGGAGCAAGCCAGUGGCGCUUACCACUUCCUUCGCGUUGUUGCUCCGCGAAAUGCGAAUCUUUGGACCUUCCGGAGAAGCUGUGAUCAGUCCCACAGUCUGGCGCACGCUUGCAGAGGCGACUCUUUCAUUACUGUCCACGUCAAGCUGCGCUAGCCGAUUUGAUGGACAACACUGGCGAGGCGGUAGCUAGUGGCGACCAGACCAAUGCAGUUCAAAUGACUUGCCAGCGCGCUUCGGAUCUCCAGGUAUUUCGUGCCAUGCCUGGGCUGUCUACUUCCCAGGGGAGAGAGCCAGCAGGACAGGCCAGGUGCCGCCGUCACGUGUGGAAGGUCCAGGAAGGGAAGACCAGCUAUGUGCCAGAUACAUAGUCGAACAGGCGACUUAUAUUGAUGGUCUUACAAUGACCUGGUGUUUUGACGCUCCGUAUAAUGAUACACCCCGCCAGACACGGCCAUACCCUCAUCUAUCUUCUCAAAGC